Molecule: messenger RNA, 762 nt
Organism: Spea bombifrons (plains spadefoot toad)
Lineage: Eukaryota; Metazoa; Chordata; Amphibia; Anura; Pelobatidae
Product: collectin-46-like
Exons: 4
Coding region: 1-762 (253 amino acids)
Biological process (GO): surfactant homeostasis; positive regulation of phagocytosis
Cellular component (GO): multivesicular body; rough endoplasmic reticulum
Source: RefSeq, a predicted model, not a curated record
AUGAAGAGUCUUCAUAUCUUCUGCAUCAUGGCUUUGAGUGUGGACCUCGUCCGAGGCAUUGUCCAGAUAUGCCAAGACGCCGAUAAAAACUCCUGUACUGUUACAUGCGGGUCGCCUGGGAAAGACGGUCUUCCGGGAAAAGAUGGUAACGUUGGACCCAAGGGUGAUAAAGGAGAUCAAGGUCCACAGGGAAUAACAGGUCCAAGUGGACCUCAAGGACCUCCUGGGGUGCCUGGGGCAAAAGGAGAGCAAGGACCACCAGGUCCAAAGGGGGACAGAGGUGACAGUGGGGCAUCAGCUCUCGAAGCUUUCAAAAGUCGCGUAAACUCAAUGGAACAACAACUUAGAUCUGCAGUAGAAGCUCAGAAGAAAGCUCUGGUUUUCGCUGAGGGGACAAGCAGCGGAAACAAAAUCUACGUUACAAACGACUUAGAAGGGACUUAUGGAGAAGCCGUCCAAAUCUGCUCCAGGGCUGGAGGCCAGUUGGCUUCCCCGAGGAAUAGAGCGGAGAAUGACGCCGUGUUGGCCCUCGCUUUGCAGAAGAAUAAGGUAAAGCCUUUCCUCGGAAUCAACGACAUUCAGUCACAAGGAACUUUUCGUUAUCUCAAUGGACAGGUGAUUGGCUACUCAAACUGGGGAGACGGAGAGCCCAACAAUUACCUCGAGAUCGAGGACUGCGUGGAAAUGUACGAAAACGGAGCGUGGAAUGAUAGGAAAUGUGAUGAAAGACGUCCCGUCGUUUGCGAAUUCUCUCAGUUUUAA